Messenger RNA from Penicillium egyptiacum, 861 nucleotides. The record is from the annotation of a GenBank genome assembly. Lineage: Eukaryota; Fungi; Ascomycota; Eurotiomycetes; Eurotiales; Aspergillaceae.
AUGAACGCCAGCAUCCAAGAAAUGACGUGCCAACCGGUCGAGGUCGACGGCUUCGGCUCCGCCGCCGACGACGCUUGGCUCGACCAACACACUGCACCCAUGGACGGCGAGGAAGAGACUGGGGCACAUCCCUAUCAAGCUGCGGCUCUCAAAGCGUACCUAAAAGGCGACUCCAAACCAUCCGAGACAGCUGCCGCCAUGACCAAGCCUCAUGACUCCGAGAAGAAGACCGACCUGCGAGACCGCGUACUGGGCAUAAUCGAAGACGCGCUUUUGGAGCUGCCCGAAAGUCACACGCCCGCCCUCGUCGUCCUACUAAAGGAACUUAGCCAGCUACCAGACGAAGAGGACGGCGACCCAGUCUGGAAAAGUCUCAGGAGUUUCGGCAACUCGUGGUCAGAUGGAUGGAAGCAGAGCCACUGGCGCAAAUCGUUGCCGAUGCGGGAUCUAGCCAUAAGAGCGAAGAGGCGCGAGGCCCACGUGCACCAGGCUUUUGUGGAGGCAUCUUGUGCAAUGGCUGCUCCGGGACCGAAUGCUGAAGAUGGUCUCUUGCCACUGAGCUGGGGCUAUGAGUGCAUCUCCGAGGCGCUCGAAUGCCAGGAUGCAGUGUGGGACUUUGAGGUACCUGCUGCGGCGGUGUGGAUUAAGGUAGCCGGGGAAAGACUCAGAGAGGGCGCGAAGAAAGGUGAGAAGUCCUGGGCGUUGGAGAGAGAGGGGAGGCUUUGGACGGCGGGACCGAUGAGCAUGGAUCGGUGGAAUUUCUGGUUGAAAAGAUUCCAGGAGAUUGAGAAGAUUGGCAAGGUCAUCUCGACAACGGCCAGUGAAGGUGCACAGGAUGCUCGAGCCCAGGGUAAGGAGUAG